Molecule: messenger RNA, 1120 nt
Organism: Vavraia culicis subsp. floridensis
Lineage: Eukaryota; Fungi; Microsporidia; Pleistophoridae
Product: glycoprotease/Kae1 family metallohydrolase
Exons: 1
Coding region: 1-993 (330 amino acids)
Biological process (GO): tRNA threonylcarbamoyladenosine modification
Cellular component (GO): EKC/KEOPS complex; cytoplasm
Source: RefSeq, a predicted model, not a curated record
AUGCUCGUUCUUGGGAUCGAAAGCAGUGCGAACAAACUUGGAAUAGGGCUGAUAAAGGAUGAUAAGAUAGUGUUUAACAAGCGGGUAACACACUUCACGCCCGCAGGCACAGGAUUUAUACCGUCCGAAACCGCAGCGCACCAUGCACGAAACAUAUUGCCCCUUCUUGAGGAGUGUAUCGAGGCCACAGGUAUAAGGUUGUCCGCUCUGGACCUCAUAGCCUACACAAAAGGACCGGGAAUGGCGGGUCCCUUGCAGGUGGGCGCUAUUGUGGCACGAACAUUGGCAUUGUAUCUUGAUAAGCCGAUUGUACCGGUAAACCACUGUGUAGCUCACAUCGAAAUGGGAAUAAAAAUUACCAAGGCCAAAAAUCCUAUCAUUCUGUACGCUAGCGGAGGAAAUACGCAGGUAAUAGCAUUUUCCGGAAAAUACAAAAUAUUUGGCGAGACUUUAGACAUAGCCGUUGGGAACUGCCUGGAUAGAUUUGCAAGACUUGCCAGAAUAUGUAACGAUCCAUCUCCUGGAAGAAACAUUGAGUUGCUUGCGCAGUCAUCACACGAGUAUCUGUACCUGCCGUACACUGUGAAGGGAAUGGACGUAUCCUUAACAGGUAUUCUUUCAUACAUUUCCUCAAAGUAUGACCUUAAUAAUGAAGAAACUGUGCAGGCGCUGUGUUAUUCUCUACAGGAAACGAUUUUUUCUGCGCUAGUGGAGGUUACGGAAAGGGCUAUGGCGCUUACCAAUUCAAAUGAAAUAAUGAUUGUGGGUGGUGUAGGAUGCAACGAAAGGCUGCAAGCGAUGAUGAAAGCCAUGGCGAGGGAACGGGGAGCGAUGCUUUACGCGAUGGAUGACAAUUACUGUGUUGAUAAUGGUGCUAUGAUAGCCCAUACAGGAAUGUUGAUGCACGAAAGCAAUCAGAUUUUUACGCUAGAGCAGUGCGAUGUUGUGCAACGUUUUAGGACUGAUACGGUGUCUGUCACGUGGAAAGAAUGAAGUAUUAUUAAACAGGUGAGUUAUGGCUAAAUUAAUGUAAAAGAUAGAUUUUUAGCGUUCAUUCAGGUGCUCUCCGCCAUAUUUUUAUCAAAAAGAGUUGUUGAAUGCUGCUUCAUCCUGAGACAGC